Messenger RNA from Xenopus laevis (African clawed frog), 2709 nucleotides. It is a transcript of the gene trim23.S, whose product is annotated as tripartite motif containing 23 S homeolog. NCBI's taxonomy places the organism in Eukaryota, Metazoa, Chordata, Amphibia, Anura, Pipidae. Gene Ontology annotation, cellular component: Golgi membrane; cytoplasm; lysosomal membrane. The record is from RefSeq and is marked provisional. Gene Ontology annotation, molecular function: GTP binding; ubiquitin protein ligase activity; zinc ion binding.
GUGUUUAUAUAUUGUCCAGACCCAGAGAGAGAGUGGGCAGGACACAUAUGCAGUAAAGCCUGGGUUCCCUUGCUCCUGCUACAGGUUUGGACAAGCCGGUUCGGCAACUCAGUCAGGACACAGACACACACAGACGGUACCUUUCAGGGCCAACAAAUGCUCCUGUUUGGGCUGAUUGACGUCCAUGGUUCCAGAACCACCGUCACCACCCCUGCACACACCCGGAACUGCUUCUACAGGAAGACGAAAGGGCCAAUUCUCCCUAAAACAAGAUGCGCAUGCGCAACGAAGCCGAAAGGGCUAAUUCUCCCUUCCAGGGUGCGCAUGCGCAAGGAAGACGACAGGGCCUAUUCUCCCUACCAAGGAAGACGAAAGGGCCCAUUCUCCCUACCAAGGUUCUGGAGUGUGGUGUUUGUGAAGAUAUCUUUUCACUGCAAGGAGAUAAAGUUCCACGUUUGCUGCUGUGCGGCCAUACUGUGUGCCAUGACUGUCUCACGCGUCUCCCUCUUCAUGGCAGAGCCAUACGUUGUCCAUUUGAUAGACAAGCUACUGAACUAGGAGACUCUGGUGUUUGGGGAUUAAAGAAAAAUUUUGCUUUACUUGAACUGCUGGAACGGUUACAGAAUGGUGCCAGUAGUCAGUGUAGCACUGUAGAGGAGGCAAUAGGAGGAUCUGGAGAGAGCAUUGUGCGAUGUGAUGAAGACGAAGCCCACAUGGCAUCUGUGUACUGCACAGUCUGUGCGACCCACCUCUGUGCUGACUGCUCAUUGCAUACACAUUCCACUAAAACACUGGCCAAGCACCGACGUGUACCUUUAGCUGACAAGCCUUAUGAAAAGACUCUGUGCUCACAGCACCAAGUCCAUGCUAUCGAGUUUGUAUGUUUGGAAGAUGGCUGCCAGACCAGUCCCCUCAUGUGCUGUGUCUGCAAAGAAUAUGGAAAACAUCAAGGACACAAACAUGCUGUUCUGGAAACGGAAGCAAGCCAGAUCCGUGCUUCUAUUUUGGACAUGGCACACUGUAUAAGGACAUUCACAGAGGAGAUCUCUGAGUACUCCAGGAAACUGACUGGCAUUGUUCAGCUGAUUGAAGGAGGCGAGCAGAUUGUAGAAGAUGGCAUUGGAAUGGCUCACACAGAACAUGUUUCAGGAACUGCGGAGAAUGCCCGCUCCUGUGUUAGGGCCUAUUUUUCCGACCUACAUGAAACACUUUGCCGUCAGGAAGAAAUGGCCCUCAGUGUCGUCGAUGCACACGUGAGAGAACAGCUAAUGUGGCUUCGGCAGCAACAAGAAAACAUGACUAUUCUCUUGUCUGAAGUGUCAACUGCUUGUCUGCACUGUGAGAAGGCUUUGCAGCAGGAUGACUGCAGAGUGGUUCUAGCCAAGCAGGAGAUCACUCGACUUCUAGAGACUCUACAGAAACAACAGCAGCAGUUUACAUCGCUUGCAGAUCACAUCCAGAUGGACUCCAGUAUCCCCGUCACAUUCACAAAGGAUAAUAGAGUUCAUAUCGGCCCAAAAAUGGAAAUCCGGGUUGUGACAUUGGGAUUAGAUGGAGCAGGAAAAACUACCAUUUUGUUUAAGCUAAAACAAGACGAGUUCAUGCAGCCCAUCCCAACAAUUGGUUUCAACGUCGAGACUGUUGAAUACAAAAACCUGAAGUUUACAAUUUGGGAUGUUGGCGGCAAACACAAACUUAGGCCGUUGUGGAAACAUUAUUACCUUAAUACCCAAGCGGUGGUGUUUGUGAUUGACAGCAGUCACCGGGAGAGAGUCACAGAAGCACACAGUGAACUUGCCAAGCUGCUCACUGAGAAGGAACUGCGUGAUGCUCUGCUGCUAAUAUUUGCCAAUAAACAGGAUGUCACCGGUUCCCUGUCAGUGGAAGAAAUGACUGAGCUCCUGAGUCUUCACAAACUGUGCUGUGGCCGCAGCUGGUACAUACAGGGCUGUGACGCCAGGAGUGGGAUGGGGCUUUAUGACGGACUCGACUGGCUCUCAAGGCAACUGGUGGCAGCUGGUGUGCUUGAUGUUGCCUAACCUGAGCCAAGUAAUAUGUGUGUGUGUGCAGCGGUUAUUGACUGCUAACAGAAAGGUGGCCUGUUUGACAAUAGCCUAAAGCAUGUCUAACCAGUGGCCCUGUGGUUGUUGGUCUGCUGGAAGAACCACAGGUUUUAUUAGGCAAAUUUUUAUUUUGGGAAUGACUUGCCCUUUGAAGAAAUAACUGUAUUGACUGCUAGAAAACAUAUCUCUUUACGUCACUUUAUUAUAUCUAGUGCAACAACUCUCCGGACCUAGUAGUUUUUUUUUUUUUGAUGCCUGACUAACUAAUUAGCUAGGUGAAUAAUUGUUACUCUUAUUUAAUAUGUAUAACAGUCUAAUGUUUACACUACACUUAUAGUAUUAAUUUAAACGACACAUUUAAGCCUUUCCCAAACUUGCCAUGGAAUCGUUCCAUUGUAGGUUACAUGUAACCCACUAACUGCUGCAGCACAGCUCAGCAAUCAAUGGGUUAAAGGCUGCCCCAUGACCAGUCCAAAUAAGGGUGUGUGUGUGUGUGUGUGGUUGGGUGGGUAGGUGUGUGAAAUUUCCAUCCAUGCCUUCAGCUGUAUUAUGUCUUAAAGAGGCAGUUACAGUGUAAGUGGUGUAGCAGUAAUUUAAUUUAAGCUUGUGGCUUAAUCAAUGGAGGUGCAUUAAAAUCAAAAGUGGA